This is a messenger RNA of Aspergillus neoniger CBS 115656, 1506 nucleotides long. RefSeq names its product histidine acid phosphatase. NCBI's taxonomy places the organism in Eukaryota, Fungi, Ascomycota, Eurotiomycetes, Eurotiales, Aspergillaceae. The record is from RefSeq and is a predicted model, not a curated record. Gene Ontology annotation, cellular component: fungal-type cell wall. The coding region runs from base 1 to 1506 and encodes 501 amino acids. Gene Ontology annotation, molecular function: acid phosphatase activity. The transcript has 7 exons.
AUGGUGAACUCGUUCAGGCCGUCGGUCAUUUCUUUAUGGCUGUUGAUAGUGGUUAGCGGGAGCAAUGCCCAAGUCCUAGCUCCCACUAAUGAUAUCUUAUUCCCGUCGACCCCGACAAACCAAAAUCCCCUGCAAUAUGCCGGCGGAAAUAGCCCUUACUUCGCUGGCCCCAAUGUCUUCGGUAUCGACAGUAGCGUUCCAGAUAAGUGCUCGGUCCAGCAAGCGGCUUAUGUGGUGAGGCACGGCAGCCGCUUCCCAGAUUCUGGCUCCUAUGAAUCAUGGGUUGGUAUCAAGAGAAAGAUCCAAGCUGCCGUCAAUAGCACCGGCUUUGAGGCCCGCGGAUCACUGGCCUUCAUCCCAGAAUGGACUCCAGUUUUGACCAAUCCAAGCCUGCAAAUGUCUCAAGAGUCAAUGACAGGAUGGAAGGAGGCGACCGAUCUGGGCUACCAGCUACGGGCCCGGUAUCCCCACUUCUACGAAGAUGGAACCCCAUUCUAUGCAUGGGCAAAUGCUUACCAGUAUCCGCUGAACGAGUCGAGAGUCGUUCAGACCGCCCGUGCCUUUGUCAAUGGGUACCUCUACGAGUAUGCCGACACCUACGGCACCGUGGUCAGCGUGAACUCGACCGGCUCCAUCAGCGCUAUCGGCAACUCUUUAGGACCCUCUGAUAUGUGUCCUGCAUUUUCCUCAAUCUCUAGCGGGGGAAAUAAUGUUACGGAUUUCGACGCUACCUGGACUCCCAAGGCGCUCGAACGCAUCAACUCCCUCGUCAGUGGUAAUCUCACCUUCGACGAGAGCGAUAUACUCUUCUUCCCCUAUAUGUGCGGCUAUGAAAGUCAGAUAACCGGACGUCUGAGCCCCUGGUGCGGAGUGUUCACCGAGGAUGAGCUACGCAACUACGCUUAUUCGCAGGACUUGAGCUACUACUACAAAGUCGGCCCUGGUUCCGUCGGCCCGUCCAAGGUGCUAUUCUUACCUUUCCUAAACAGCCUGAUGGACCUCUUAAGCAAGGGUCCAGGUCAGAUUGGCAUCGAUGCGGAUGGUGGUAACUUCACCGUUCCCAACCUGAUCAUGGCCUUCCUGAAUGACAAUCAGAUCGCGGAAAUGACCGCUGCCAUGGGCAUCUUCGAUGACGAGCCCUCCUUACCCAUCGACCAGCUCCCCGCCUACCAUCUGUAUAAUGUUGCCAACUGGAUCACUAUGCGGGGCACUGUUGCCUUUGAAGUGUUGAGUUGUGAGGUCGAGUCGCGACGUCGAAUGAACGACAAAACCUAUAUCCGCGUACUGUUCAACGACGCGGUCUACCCCAUUGCCCACUGCCAAAAUGGACCAGGCCGGAGUUGCCUAUUGUCUGAUUAUAUCUCCCUUCUCGGGAAAAAGAGCGAAGCUGCGGGGAGCUUCGAUGAAUAUUGCAAUGUGACGGUGGCAGAUGCCCCUAACCCGGUCGCGGGCGCCAGCUUCUUCACUGACCUGAGCCUCGACUUUUUAACCUUUGUCAAACCGUGA